Portunus trituberculatus (swimming crab) is the source of this 2850-nucleotide messenger RNA. It is a transcript of the gene Cln3, whose product is annotated as battenin-like. The record is from RefSeq and is a predicted model, not a curated record. Gene Ontology annotation, biological process: lysosome organization; regulation of intracellular pH. Gene Ontology annotation, cellular component: membrane; lysosome. The transcript is spliced from 12 exons. Lineage: Eukaryota; Metazoa; Arthropoda; Malacostraca; Decapoda; Portunidae. The coding region runs from base 392 to 1759 and encodes 455 amino acids.
AAGGGGAAAUUAGCGCGGGGAGACGCACGUGAUGUAAGCGACGUCAACAACACAGCUGAGAGGACGUCACACAGAUAUUUCUCUACUAACCUUCGCCAGACACACCAUUACACAAUCACUUCAGACAUCCCAGUGUAACAGAUGUGACAACACACAGUUAAACGAACUCACCUUCACCAGAGACGAUCAGUGCCUGUCUGUCCAUCAUACGUGUGGCUGUCAGUUCUGAUUAUUGUUGCUGGGCUGCCACAGGUGUGCUGAACACUUGGGAAUGCCAUAAAUCCGAAGAACAACAAUUUUUGUGUCAUUUGCUUGCAUACACACAGAACCAUCACAGACUGCUCCUCAGGAAAUUCAAAGCUUGGUUACACAAGAUCUUGAAUUUGUGUCAAUGAGUGACGAAAUUGAAGUGGUUGGGACAUACAGCGACACAGAGGAGCAUGAGUCACUUACAGACCAAAACUCAUUGGCCUCGCAGAAUGGCAGUCUUAUUGAUGAGAUUGAGGCCGCCACCCAGAGGAAGAAACACUGGCGGAACCUUCUCUCAUUCUGGCUACUAGGUCUCACUAAUAAUUUUGCCUAUGUUGUCAUGCUCUCAGCUGCCCAUGACAUCCUCUCUCAGGACUUCAACGGUGAUGGUGGUGGUGGUGAUGCUGGUGGUGGUAAUGGCAGCAUUACACCAGGGAAUGACACCAACACCACCAACCCUCGUGACUGCAACACCAUCAGCACCGGCGCCGUCCUGCUGGCUGACAUCAUCCCCUCCCUUCUCAUGAAACUCUGGGCUCCCUUCAUGUUCCAUCACAUACAUGGCCGUGUGAGUCUGGUGGUGGUGCUGGGGACCUGUUCCUUCCUGCUGGUGGGCUUGGCGACUAGCAGGGUCAUGGCAAUAUUUGGUGUGAUUUGUGCUGCUGCUGGUGCUGGUCUUGGCGAGGUGUCCUUCCUCUCCUACUCUGCCAACUACCAUGAGAACGUUGUGUCCACCUGGUCGUCGGGCACAGGGGCUGCUGGGGUGUUUGGUGCCGCAGCCUUCGCUGUGCUCACCUCGGCCGGACUCACCCCCCGCACCUCAGUGUUGAUCAUGCUGAUGGUGCCUGUGGUCAUGAGUGUGAGUUUCUGGGCGAUUCUCAUACAUCCUGGAAGAACAAAAUGUCGCAGUCCUUGUAUGAAGUAUGGUAGUGUUAGUGAGGAGGAGGAAGAGAGCAUGUUGCCGUCAAGCCGUCCAUCACCUCCUCUAACAUUUAGCCAGAAAAUGACAUUGCUUCCUUCCUUAAUGAAGUACAUGAUCCCUGUGUUUAUGGUGUAUAUGGCUGAGUAUGUGAUUAACCAAGGCUUGUUGGAGCUGGUGUACUUCCCUGAGGACCGAACCUGGCUGGACCACCAUGCACAGUACAGGUGGUAUCAGGUGAUCUACCAGGUGGGGGUCAUGGUGUCCAGGUCUUCUGUCAACUUUGUGCACGUCAACCACAUCUGGAAGACCUCCGUGUUACAGUGGAUCAAUGUGGUUCUCUUCCUAACCUGUGCUAUCUACUGGUGGAUUAAAAAUAUCUGGCUAGUGUUCUUCCUAAUCUUCUGGGAGGGUUUGCUGGGAGGAGCAGCAUAUGUUAACACUUUCUACAAAGUGUCUCAAGAGAUCAGCGAGCCCAACAAGGAGUAUGCCUUGGGGGUGACCACCUUGGCAGACUCACUUGGGAUAACAGUGGCAGGUCUUAUUGCCAUUCCUAUCCACAAUGCCAUUUGCAGCUUACCAGUGAAAUGAUAGACACCCAAAGACAAAGAGAGGAUAGAGGUGGACAGCAGGGAUAAGGAACGUUCAUCCCAAGUAGGUAACGAACAUUUGGUAAUUGUUAUGAUAUUUUUUAUUGUUUUGUUCUGCCAUGUCUGCCAUGUUCCUCCCCUUGAGUGAUGGGGAGCAGAUGGUGUGGCCAGAGUAGGUGUUCAGAUUCUCUUAUUGUCUCUCAUGUUGAAAGUUUGUUGGUGUGCCAUUUCUUGUGUGUAUGUGUGUGGUUAUUUUUAUUUUAAUUGUUAUAUAGAAUGUAAGCUGUUUUCUAAUGCCUGGUUUCCAAAUGUACAUUAGUCAAGCUCAUUUUUAUAAAUAACAUUGAUCGUAAUUACUCCUGCUUUCAAAUUUAUUCCAGAUGUUUAUGAUUAUGUGAAAAACCACUUCCAUACCACUAAUACAUCUAAUCUCUCUCUCUCUCUCUCUUUUGGUAUGUUGUCAUGUUUUAAGUUUCUGUCUGACUACAGUUUCAUUCUCUUCCUUUUUUAUUUAUUAGAUUGUUUUCUUUCAAAUCUUUAUUCAUGUGUCAAGCUGUUAAACAUGGGACCAGUUUUCAUGUUGCUCAUUACAAUGUAUUCAUACAUGCAUAUGGGGGGGCUGCUGUGGUACAGUGGGACUGUGCACGUUUUGGGGUCAGAGGGGUCCUCAGGUGCAUGGGUUCAAAUCCUAGCCACAUUGCAAGGAUAGGGAGGACAUCCACUCAGUGUGAUGGUUCCCAAGUGCCAGAUCCAAAGUCCUCCAUUAGAGGCACCAUCCUACCACUCACAGACUAGGGAAACCAAACAUAAAACAGAAAGAAAAAAAUAAAUAGGAAAAAAUAUUUAUAAAACAUAUUGUGUGUGUGUAUGUGGGUUGUUCUUUAUUUUAUUCUUAUCUUUUUUCAUCCACAGUUGCUGAAUAGUUUUGUUUUUGUUUUUGUUUAUCAUUGUUUUCAUUUUCUUUGCUGUGUGCUCCUCAAUAUAAUGAAGAGUGAUCCCUACAAUUGUUAACAAUGUGUGUGUGUGUGUGUGUGUGUGUGUGUGUGUGUGUGUGUGUGUGUGUGUGUGUGUGUGUGUGUGUAAUUCACCACU